This is a messenger RNA of Loa loa (African eye worm), 336 nucleotides long. RefSeq lists its product as hypothetical. The coding region runs from base 1 to 336 and encodes 111 amino acids. The record is from RefSeq and is a predicted model, not a curated record. The transcript has 2 exons. NCBI's taxonomy places the organism in Eukaryota, Metazoa, Nematoda, Chromadorea, Rhabditida, Onchocercidae.
AUGUAUUAUCGUUUGGAUUACAGAAGCGAGAAAGAAUAUUUCUCAUUGAAGUUUCUCUUUUAUUUGGAUUACUGUCUUGUAUUCGCUUCACUAUCACUUUUGAACUUCUCAUUGGCAUAUAUUAUUUCGUUAAUUGCUGUACCGUUGAUAAUACUAUUCACAGCGAUUGAUAACUGUAAUCGGUUCAGUCUAUCACCUUUAUCAAUGAUAUAUUUGAAAGUUGGAUAUGUGAUCACGAAAUCGAAUAAUGAAGUUUCACUAAAAAAAGAAAGUGUUAAAACUUCACUGCUUCAACUUAGAAAAAGAAUGAAUCGAGUUAUUGUUACCGAUCAGUAA